Molecule: messenger RNA, 423 nt
Organism: Chinchilla lanigera (long-tailed chinchilla)
Lineage: Eukaryota; Metazoa; Chordata; Mammalia; Rodentia; Chinchillidae
Product: taste receptor type 2 member 31-like
Exons: 3
Coding region: 1-423 (140 amino acids)
Biological process (GO): G protein-coupled receptor signaling pathway; sensory perception of taste; detection of chemical stimulus involved in sensory perception of bitter taste
Cellular component (GO): membrane
Molecular function (GO): G protein-coupled receptor activity; bitter taste receptor activity
Source: RefSeq, a predicted model, not a curated record
AUGACAGGUGUACUACAGAACAUUUUGACUGUCAUUAUAAUGGCAGACUUUGUUGCUGGAAAUUUUUCCAGUGUCUUAGUGUUGAGGAGAGUUAAUAGUUUAAUUGUAUUGAUAUUGUUGGGAACUUUGGUGCUAUUGCUUUCAAAUCUUGUGAUGAUACCUGUUACCAAGACAAUGAAGAUGAAAGAAUGUGAAGGAAAUAUGACUUGGAAGACAAAACUCAGUGAUGCUGAAGACCUUUUCUUUCUGCUGUUACUCUACUCCCUGUGCAAGCAACUAAGGAAGAUGCAGCUCCAUGGCAAAAGAUCCCAGGAUUCCCGCACCAAAAUCCAUGCAAAGGUUGUACAAAGUGUGGUCUCCUUUCUUUUGUUAUUUGUCGUAUAUUCCAUAUCUCCAAUAUUAACAAGCUGGAGUCUUCUUUGA